This is a messenger RNA of Sphaeramia orbicularis (orbiculate cardinalfish), 764 nucleotides long. RefSeq names its product phosphomannomutase 1-like. The record is from RefSeq and is a predicted model, not a curated record. NCBI's taxonomy places the organism in Eukaryota, Metazoa, Chordata, Actinopteri, Kurtiformes, Apogonidae. Gene Ontology annotation, biological process: protein N-linked glycosylation; GDP-mannose biosynthetic process; mannose metabolic process. Gene Ontology annotation, cellular component: cytosol. The coding region runs from base 215 to 748 and encodes 177 amino acids. Gene Ontology annotation, molecular function: phosphomannomutase activity. The transcript has 5 exons.
CGUCGAGCUUGUUGAAGUGGAAUGUGUUUAAGACCCUGAGCCGGGCUGAGCCGAGCCGAGCCGAGCGGGAACAACACGUCUGUGGACCAGAAAGAGAAGAACUGGCUGUCAGCUCGCAUAAGAAGAGGAAAACUUGUGUUUAAAAAGGAAAAAAAAAAAAAAAAAGCGUGAUUGUAGCCUAUGUAAUUUUUAUCCUCAUGUGACUGUGUAUUUUAUGUCCUGCAAAACUUGCAAAUCAGAGGUGAUAUUUGUAGAAAGGGAAGGGGCGAUGGGUGAGUCCAGGGGCUUCUCUACGGACCGGAACAUCCUCUGCUUGUUUGAUGUGGACGGGACUCUGACACCACCCAGAGAGAAAAUUGACCCACAGCUAGAUGAGUUCUUCCAAACCCUGCGGAGAAAAGUGAAAAUUGGCAUUGUGGGAGGGUCAGACUACUCCAAGAUAGCAGAACAACUCGGGGAGGGAGAUGAUGUGAUCCACAAGUUUGACUAUGUGUUUGCUGAAAAUGGGACAGUGCAGUACAAGGAUGGGAAACUCCUCUCAAAACAUGCUAUUCAGAACCAAAUCGGUGAGGAGCUGCUGCAGGACCUGAUCAACUUUUGCCUCAGCUACAUGGGACUCAUCAAGCUGCCAAAGAAAAGGGGAACAUUCAUUGAGUUCAGAAAUGGCAUGCUCAACAUCUCUCCAAUUGGCCGGAGCUGCACACUGGAAGAGCGAAUUGAAUUCUCUGAAAUUGAUAAGGUAAAGUAAUUUGUCAGUAGUGUGA